Molecule: messenger RNA, 910 nt
Organism: Aspergillus saccharolyticus JOP 1030-1
Lineage: Eukaryota; Fungi; Ascomycota; Eurotiomycetes; Eurotiales; Aspergillaceae
Exons: 5
Coding region: 11-910 (299 amino acids)
Source: RefSeq, a predicted model, not a curated record
CCAGCACAUCAUGGCGUCAAUGCUCUCUCAACAAGAGGACUUUGUAUUUGUUAACAUAUCGCGACCCGAUGAGAUCAAGGCCGCUUCCACUCAACGCACCAUCCGGCGUUGGGUCAUGCGCGACAUUGGACGAUCGCGUCGGACACAGCGCAAGCCACAAACCUGGACUCUGUCUCUAACACCGUCUAUCCAUCCAAGCACGGCGCUCAUAUCUUCGGCAAACCCCGCUAGAAUCCCGGCAUCAAUCGAUCCCUGCAACGCCACUUUCUACCCUACACAGCUCGAUGACAGAGGUCUACAGCUGAUGCACUUUAUGACAAGCGACAAGGACUAUGUCUUCCGACCAUUCCGCUCCGUCUGGUUCUCAAUGGCGUUGACCGAUCCCAGCGCCACCUUCGUGGCCUUGGCGAAUGCGGCUAUGUUCCUCGAUCAGCGACUCCGUGCGCAGGAGUUUAGCUACGAAACAAGCUCGGAGUGCCUAGCGUACUACGGAAGAUGUGUGCAGCAAGUCAGAGGCCGGCUGGGAAAUGUUAAAGAGAGCCUUGGUGAGGGAGUGAUCACUGCAAUUUUGGGAUUGAUCUGUCAUGACUUGUAUGUUGGUAUGUGUGACCGAUGGAAUACUCACUUCCAAGGCCUUGAGCGAAUUAUCCGAUUGAGAGGAGGUUAUGAUGGUCUGGGUGUCAAUGUGGCCUUGUUUGCUUUUUGGCUCGAUAUUGUGGGUAGCGUGGCGGUGGACACGCCUCCUCGAAUGCCCAAACCGCCAGGACUUGCAGGAUAUUUGGGUACGGAACCUCCCGACGCCUUAAAGCCCGCGAUCAGAAGCCUUCUCGACGACAUUUCAAUAAGACAUGGAUCGUUCUGCGAUGUACCAGUCGCUCUCAACCAUGCCAUUCUGGAAGCGCGAAGAUAA